Messenger RNA from Nerophis ophidion (straightnose pipefish), 1351 nucleotides. Its product is annotated as meiotic recombination protein REC8 homolog. The transcript has 11 exons. The coding region runs from base 26 to 1015 and encodes 329 amino acids. The record is from RefSeq and is a predicted model, not a curated record. NCBI's taxonomy places the organism in Eukaryota, Metazoa, Chordata, Actinopteri, Syngnathiformes, Syngnathidae.
CACUGCGUCUCGGGAAAGUAUCACCAUGAAAGAGACGGAGCUGUUUACUGUCCCUGCCACAGAGUUUGAAGGUCCAGACCUAGAAGCCAACCUGGAAGCUACACUUGCCCAUUUGGAGGAGCAACCUGACAACUUCUUUGAGGUUGUGGAAAGACAGGGGGGAGCUCCUGCUGAAAGAGAGGUUAGAGAGAGGGAGCAAGAGAUGGAUGCAGAGCCACCACGAACCAUUCCUGAAUUGCCAGAGGACACCAUCUUGCACCCACAGGAUAAGACCCUAGAGAUCCCUCCAACCAUUGCUCAGGAGCUAACCCCAGUCUCCACCCCUGCCGCUGCAGAGCUAGUUGCCGACUUAGAGGCUGCGCCCCUCCCAGGAAGGGAGGUGCCAAAGCGGAAGAGGAAGAGGCAGCUGAUCUUCUUUGACCCGGAAACGCAGAUCCACUGGGAAACGUUUAAGAGGCAGAUUGAUGACCCUCUGAUAGGGACCAGAGCCCCAUCAUUCCUCCCGCCUGUGUCUCAACGGAUGAAAACAGCUGGCGAGUUGCUUGGUGCACCUUGUAACGUCCUGCCAGGAGAGCUGCUGUUGCGAUGGAAACUGUGUACUAGCAUCACGACCGAGGCCGAGCGCGAACGACAGAGGCCUGAGGUCCCUGAAGAGGCAGCAAAACUGGGCGUGGACUCUACCUCGGACUCUGGUUUGCUGGAGAUGUCCAACCCCCGGGAGGUGAUUUACCAGUCAGACCAAGAUGGACCUGUCCCCACUCUGCCAGCCAUUCAUGAGGAGAUAGACAUGAUGCCAGAGAAAACGCUGGAGUCUGUUGGGUUGUUGCCAGGCCUGGAGGAGCAGCAGGGGGAGACUGCUGUUUUGUUUGAAACGCUGCUGCCUCCGCAGGCUGACCGCAGAACUGUCAGCAAUGUUUUUCAAAAACUCCUUGAGGAUUUGACAUCCAGGAGGAGGCUUGUGCAGCAGGACAUGCCUUUUGGGGACAUCCUGAUUACCCCUGGUCCCAACUCCUAGGACCCAAAAAUGUUACUAAUCAUUUGUUUGGUUCUUUUAUUCCUGUUCUUAAACUCUUUUAAUAUUCAUUGGGUUUUUAUUACUGUUCUUAAACUAUUUUACUGUUCACUGUGUUGUCUUUUAUUCCUGUGCCUAAAUCACAGUUGUCUUUUAUUCCUGUUCUAAAAAUAUUGGAUUUUUCACUCUGUUAUUCCUGAUCUGACAUCAAUUUGUGUGUACUCUUUGAUGUAAAGUUAGCUGUUAUUGUUAUCAUUUUUCCUGUUGUCUGGCCUUCAAUCGAAACAAACAGCCUGUGCUGUGUGUUGUGUUGGCCCCCCUCUGAAAAAUAAGGAGUAU